Molecule: messenger RNA, 5542 nt
Organism: Macroventuria anomochaeta
Lineage: Eukaryota; Fungi; Ascomycota; Dothideomycetes; Pleosporales; Didymellaceae
Exons: 5
Coding region: 307-5109 (1600 amino acids)
Biological process (GO): negative regulation of transcription by RNA polymerase II
Cellular component (GO): chromatin; Sin3-type complex
Molecular function (GO): transcription corepressor activity
Source: RefSeq, a predicted model, not a curated record
ACUGUACAGAGAGCUGCUAUGGGGUCGCAAUAUAUGGCGACAUAAUCUCUCGGCGUUAGCCCUGCUUUUCCUGGCGUUUCUACCGCCAAAAUUUAAGAUCAACACCAGCUCGAGCUGGUACGAUCUUCCACCCUCCAGCAGCUGCACAACAGCCACCACCAAGCAACCACCGCGCACACACAGCUCCCCAGCACUUUUCUAGAGCUCUGUACGAGUUCUACACAACAUCAAGACCGCUCUUCGGCCAGAUACGCGUCUCAGCGACCUCGCAACUUCCCCUACAGCCGAGGAAUCGCAAACGCCGAGAUGAACCCAGCGCAUCGCGAAGGGUGGCCUUCGUCGCAGGCACCUGCGCCUGGACAGACACCACAGCAGCAAACAGAGCAGAAUCAGAGACAACCUGCGCGGCCACUGGACCCUUAUGGGCCGAACAACGCGAGUGCUCAGCCUCCCACACAUGCGUCACCUGCGCAAGGUCCAGGGCCUGUGCUUCCGCCCCCCUCUGGCACCCCAUUCUACUCAUCGAACGCUGCGACAGCUCACAACCAGAAUUUGCCGCCGCUCCCUGGCUUGACCGGCCAGCCUCCACACUCGUCGCCCCAUCAGUCUGCGCAGAGAGCACCCUCAACAGAAGCAGGGUCGGCUGCGCAAGGACACCAGAUGCCACAGGGGCCGUCAUAUUCGCUGCCGGGCAUCUCCCAGACCCUGCAGCAACAACAGGGUCCACCACAAGACCAGGCGAACGCAGGCAGGGAACGAGAGCUGCGUGAGCGCGAAACCAGAGAGCGAGAGAUGAUGGAGUCGCAUGCUGCCCAGCAUGCUGCUGCACAGCAAGAAGAGCAUGCAAAGCGUGAAGCCGAGCAACGCGAUCGGGAACUCCACGAGCGCCAGCAGCGCGAGCAAGCUGCACUCCAGAAUCACUCUGCGCCGAUCCAGAUCCACCAGCCUGUCGCUGUCGCCCCCUCCACACGAACCGUACAUGGACCCAAUGGCCUGCUAGGUCAAUCAGGGCCGUUGGCAGGCGCAAACCCUCUGGCUGGGCCAAUGAGUGGACCAAAUGCUGUGGGGCCAUUGUACGGUAAUGCCCCUGCUCAGCAUGAGCAAACGACACCGCGCGUGCAGCACGCUGUGCAGGCGCCAACGCAGGCUCAGAUGUUGAUGCCAUUCACGGGUCCACCAGGCGCGGUGGGCAUGGGUCAGGGUCAGCAACCCAUUCUCAAUGACGCUCUAAGCUACCUCGACCAAGUCAAAGUCCAGUUCGCCGAUCAUCCCGAUGUUUACAACCGCUUCUUGGAUAUUAUGAAGGAUUUCAAGAGCGGCGCUAUUGACACUCCCGGUGUUAUCGAGCGCGUAUCGACACUCUUUGCAGGCAACCCCAAUCUGAUCCAGGGCUUCAACACAUUUCUUCCGCCAGGCUAUAAGAUUGAGUGUGGAACGAAUGGGGAUCCAAAUGCUAUUAGAGUUACUACCCCCAUGGGCACGAUGGUCUCGACUAUGCCUGCUCCGAGGCCUCUCUCACCACCACGCAGCGCGGCGGCGAACGGCAACACCGCCUCUCAGCACGAAGCUGCAUUCUACGAGACUACACAAGGACGACCCUGGCCUCAGCAACAGCGGGCACCAGAGCCUGCUGAGUCGUUAUUCUCUCCGAACAACCGCAACCUCGGUCAGCCACUGUAUGGCGCACAGCAAGGCCAGCAAGGUCCUGCACCGCACUCUCCAGAGGCAACGACGCGCCCACACCCUGACGCAGCAGCUUCGGCCGCAGCGCUUGCGCAUCAACAGGAGCAACAGGGCGUCUCUCAGCUUCAGAACGCCGUCUCCGCUGCUACUGGACGUUCUAUGCUCGCACUUAGCGGCGAUACAUCUACACCCCUCCCCGUGCAGGCAUUGAACGGUGCGGCUCAGGUUGCUCAAAUGGGUGGUGUUGGUGCUGAGAAGCGUGGUCCUGUCGAGUUCAACCAUGCUAUCAGCUACGUGAACAAGAUCAAGAACCGCUUCGCAUCGCAGCCUGAUAUCUACAAGCAGUUCUUGGAGAUCCUACAGACCUACCAACGAGAGUCGAAGCCCAUUCAGGACGUGUAUGCCCAAGUUACAGGACUGUUCAACGCUGCUCCUGAUCUCUUGGAAGACUUCAAGCAGUUUCUCCCAGAGUCGGCUGCCCAGCAUAGGGCGCAGCAGCAAGCAGCUAGACACGCCGAAGAUGCUGUCAUGCUGAGCAAUGUCCGCGGCGAUGCUGCUGGUUACGGUCAGACACCAAACCUCCAACAGACUCCACGCGCAGAGCAAUCGCGACUACCACCUAUGGGCAACUUUGCUCCUACACCCACUGCAAACCGCGACAACAAGCGAAAGCGUGAUCGACAAGGACCAGUGGCUGCUCCCAUGCCCGCCCCAAUGACACAAGAACCACCAACGUCGAAUGUCCGCGGUGGUAACUUUGGACCAAACGCGAACAAGCGAGCCAAAACCGGCCACGCCGCGAAGCAGGCAGUACCUGAAGGUCCCCCAGUCUCGCCAACGCUUACACCGGCACUGCCUGAGCCGAUGCCACCAACGACAACCACCACGCCGAGUCAGGAUGAGCUUGCUUUCUUCGACCGUGUCAAGAAGUUCAUUGGAAACAAGAACACGAUGAACGAGUUCCUGAAGCUGUGCAACCUUUACUCACAAGAUCUGAUUGACAAGACGCUACUUCUGUAUCGCGCACAGUCCUUCAUCGGCGGCAAUCCAGAGUUGUUCGCCUGGUUCAAGAAGUUCAUGGGAGAGGAUGACGAGCAGCAGAAGACGCGUCCCAAGACUGUCAACUCGCGAGUCUCCCUCUCCAACUGCCGCAGCCUCGGACCCAGUUAUCGGUUGCUGCCUAAGCGAGAACGCGAGCGGGUUUGCAGUGGUCGCGACGAACUGUGCAAAUCGGUUCUGAACGAUGAAUGGGCCUCUCACCCGACUUGGGCUUCUGAAGACUCCGGAUUCAUUGCCCACCGCAAAAACCAGUUUGAAGAGGGUCUCCAUAGGAUCGAAGAAGAGCGCCACGACUACGACUUCAAUAUCGAAGCUUGCAGUCGCACCAUUCAGCAACUUGAACCGAUCGCAAACCAGCUCCUUACCAUGAAACAAGAGGACCGAACGAACUUCGUGCUUCCACCCGGUCUUGGAGGCCAAAGUGAGACCAUCUACAAGCGCGUCAUCAUGAAGAUAUAUGGUCGCGAUCGGGGCAAGGACGUCAUCAAGGAGCUCUUCACCAUGCCCUGGAGUGUGGUGCCAGUCUUGUUGCACCGCCUGAAAUGCAAGCUGGAAGACUGGAAGGCUGCUCAGCGUGAGUGGGAAAGGGUCUGGCGCGACCAGACACAGAAGAUCUUCUGGAAGUCUUUGGAUCACCAGAGUCUGUCUGUCAAGCAGGCCGACAAGCGGCAGUUCCAGCCUAAGUCGCUUACCAACGAGGUUCUCGUUCGUUACGAGGAACAGAAGCGACUACGACAAAUCCAGGAGAUUCCUCAGCCGGAGUACCAGUUCGCAUUCUCAUUCAAGGAUGAUGAGACUCUCUUCGACGUAGCCCGCCUCAUGAUUACGUUCGCGGAUAACAACAGUGGUACUGAGUACACCAAGGUAGUUCCGUUUAUUAAGGAGUUUGUGCCUCUUUUCUUCGGCCUUGAUCAGGCCAAGUUUGAGCAGCGGGUCCAAACAUCUGGCCGCGACACUCCCAACGAGUCUGGCGAUGACACCCCAAGCCCCGACGAUGAUGUUUCCCAGCGAUUGCAAAAGCCGAAGAAGGGAGACCUGCGCCGCGAUGUACUUGACCCUCGUGGCAAGUCUCGCAAGGACAAAGAGGACAGCCUCGCAUCGGCAAGCAGAGACACAACUCCCGAGAUCGCCUCUGGCAUCGAAGACGAGGCUGCUGUGGACAGCUCCAACUCCAAUGGUCGUGACGAACAAGCUACAGGUAGUUGGGUGGAAUACUCUGCUCAGCCCGCAGCCCUGGACGACAAGGAGAUUGAGCAUGAUGAGCCGUAUCGACGCAUUGAGUAUAACAUGUACGCCAACUCGUCAAUCUACUGCUUCUUCCGCAUGUUCGUCUACCUGUACGAACGGUUGCUCAAGCUCAAAGAAAGCGAGGACGAGGUCCGAAAGGUUGUCAGUCGAGCUAUGGAGCCCAAGGCUGCGCGACGACUCAAGAUGUUGGACAAGCAGCCUGAUGACUUCUUCAAGGACACGUCCCCGUCCGCAAACUUCUAUCAGCAAGUCCUUGAGAUGUUCCAAGAUCAAAUCCUUGGCGAAGUCGACAUGAAUUUCAUCGAAGAGACAUUGCGACGAUACUACUUGCAGAUCGGAUGGCAGAUGUACAGUUUCGACAGGCUGAUUAACUCACUUGUUCGUUUCGCCCUUGUCGUAGUCAGCUCUGACAGCAAGGACAAGAGCCUUGACAUCUACAACCUGUUCAGGAAGGACCGCGUCAACGACACCACAUCACAUAAGAACGAGAUCAGCUACAGGAAGGCAGUCGAGAAGUACGCGAAGGAUGCCGAUACCUACCGCAUCACCUACGACCCUGCGAAGACAGAAGCUACCGUGCGCCUAUUCAAGAAGGACGAUCCCACAUUUGACUCCAACGCACUCGACCGGACUAGGCGCUGGCGUGCGUACCUCGCCUCUUAUCAGGCAGUCGAGCCUACUGAAGAAGUAGACCAUGCGAAGGUCCAAUACCCAUACCUUAAGAAGCGUCUUGCCAAGGUUGAGGACCUCGCAGAACAGGAUGACCGACUCGACCUUGUGAAGCACAGCGACAAGAUCACUGUUUCAAUCAGCCCUCAGACAUACAACAUCACCUUCAUCAACAGCGAGCCAUUCGGUACCGGCGGUGUGCAGUACUUCACGCUUCCGGAUACUAUUCGUGCGGGUGUGAGUGGGAGCGUUUCGCAACCUAACGAGCACUACAAGGGUCUUAAUGACGCCAGGCGCGAGCGAGCUCAGGAAAAGCUGGUCCGCAACAAUACCUGGAUGAGGGACCUCAGCCGCGAUGACGUUGACUCCAAGAAGGCCACUUUCAAGAAGGGGCUUGAAGAUGUCAAGCAAGCGAACGAUAACAAGGAUGUAGAGAUGGCGGAGGCAUAGUCUGAUUUACACGAUACGGCGUCUGGCGAAAUGCUCAUCUCGAACACGAAACAUAUAACGAGGAUGGGUUUGAGGCUUGGGUACUGGCUGUGGGUUUCUUUGUAUACCUGAGUGUAUGGGCUAUGCGUUGGAGCGUGCAUGUGAGGCUGCGUAGUGCAGUCGUGGCGUUUGAUUUCUAAUCGCGGUUCUUAUCUAUAUCCAUGAUUGCAUCUUCGUUCAUACAAUUCGAUCAACAAUAUCACAUUUCAAACUCCAAUCCCCUCGUCAUCCACCGACUUACUGGCAAAGUCCGGAGAAAUUUCGAGCGAGUACUCGCGGAAGUAUCCUGCUGAUUGCACGAAGUCGGAUAAAACACCUUAACCACCGGCACAAGUAGAGAAGACAAUGACAACUGCUGUUCAUCUGGGCAUCGAGAUGGCUCAGAUACAACUAC